AGUUUGCCCCUCCCCCGCUCCUUGUUUGGUUUUUGUCUAUUUUUGUCCUUCCCCUUCGUGUCCUUAAUUAUAAAAAAAAAAAAUAUUCAAAAAAUCCUUGUGUCCCUUCCCAUUGUUGAUAAGAUUAGUUUGGUGCUGUGCUAGAUAGUUUGUUGUGUGUCCCGUGCUACUGGUAGGACCUGUUCAGCACAGCCUGGCUGAGCCUGCUAGUUCCUCGGCUGUUUUACACCCCCCUCCUUCUUCUCCCUCCCCCCCUCUUCCCCCUUUCACUGGUGUUGGGCUGUAAAGGGAGUGGGCCUCCAUCAUGUCAGCAGCACAGGCUGGCAUGAGGAGGCACCAUGCAGUGCGCCUCCUUCUAAAGGAGAAGGGAGGAAAAAUAAUGGAGUUAUCCCGAUUGGAUUUCUCCAGAAAAUUCCUCCAGAAAGAGCUCGGCUUUCAUCCCGCGCAGGUAAACUGCAUCUUAGCCCUCCCCUAUAGGAAGGGCUUCGAUGUCAGUUUUGCCAACGCCAGCUUCCUGAGGGAGUUCUGGGGGAAACUCCAGAACGCCCUGAACACCCAGGGGUCCCUCACAGCAAUGUUUGAGGUGACCAAGCUGACGGAUAAUAGCAUUAAAACCGUUAUUAUCCGCAUGUACAAUGAAACCGUACAGCCGGAGGACGUUGCAGUAUGGCUGGACAGGUACUGCAACGUGAAGGGCCCCCUGAUCCAGGUAAAAGACCUCGAUGGGAUCUGGACAGGGGCCUGGAGGGUCACUGUCCAGCAAAGGGAGGACCCUGGGGGCUAUGGUGGGUUGAAAGCCAUCCCAUCCACCAUAGUCCUCGGAGAGAACAGGGGCCAUGUUCACUACCAGGACCAGCCCAAGCUGUGCCGUAAGUGUGGUGAACAUGGCCACCUUGCAGACGCCUGUCAGAAGGUCGUCUGCAUGAAGUGCCGGGAGGUGGGCCACCGCUACGAGGAGUGCACGAACGGAAGGUCGUGCAACCUCUGUGGCGAACGGUCCCACCUCAUCCGCGACUGCCCCUCCUCCUGGGCCAAUAGGGCCAAGGCGGGAAGGAGGGAGUGGGCGGCCGCGGACCGGGCUUCCGAGCGCCAGAGGGCUGGAACGGCAGUUGCCGAGGUGGUAGUGGAGGAGCCGGUGGUGGUGGAGGAGGAGGCAGUAGUGGUGGUGGAGGAGAUAGUUGUGGAGCCGGUGGUGGUGGUGGCUGUAGUGGAGGGCGCGGAAGGUGUAGUGGUGGAAGAAGUGGGAGGAGAGGACAAAACCCUCCCCACCCCAAUCCCCCUGCCCCAGACUAAUGUGACCCCUGAAGGAGAAAGGGCCGAGAAAGACGGCUCCGGAGAGAUGUUCAGUAAAAGCUCCCCAAGUGGGUCAGAUAUUAUAGGGUCGGUGUCGGAAAGCACCAUGGAGACUGUGUCAGAAGGUACGGGAGAGGAGGGGGAGAUUCUGAUGGAACACCUCCCCCUACGUAAAAGAAACGCCGAGGAGCUCUCUGACCCCGAACAGGGAAAUGGGAGGAUAAGUGGCAGCACGGGCCCUCCAUUUGGAGUGGUUCCAAUUUUAACAAGAACGACGGUGUUGCCAUUUUAAUCAAGACCCCACAGGUGGUGGUGAAGGGGAGCACGGUGGUGGUAGGAGCGGGAACCAGUAUGUCCAGUGCGCGGGCUCGCUAUAGGUGAGCCCACAACGGUUUGGCGCAACGUGGCCCAUCCUGCUCUACUGAAUCGGCAUCGGGACCUGUCCUGGA
Oncorhynchus kisutch (coho salmon) is the source of this 1742-nucleotide messenger RNA. RefSeq lists its product as uncharacterized. Bases 305 to 1585 code for a protein of 426 amino acids. The record is from RefSeq and is a predicted model, not a curated record. Lineage: Eukaryota; Metazoa; Chordata; Actinopteri; Salmoniformes; Salmonidae. Gene Ontology annotation, biological process: activation of innate immune response. The transcript has 3 exons. Gene Ontology annotation, molecular function: double-stranded DNA binding; RNA binding; zinc ion binding.